This is a messenger RNA of Trichobilharzia szidati, 996 nucleotides long. NCBI's taxonomy places the organism in Eukaryota, Metazoa, Platyhelminthes, Trematoda, Strigeidida, Schistosomatidae. The record is from the annotation of a GenBank genome assembly.
GCCUGGUGCAUGCACAAAAUAAGUAAAAGAAAACGUUAGAAUAUCAACAUUUUACAUUUAUAUUCAUCAAACAUGCUUGCAAACAACGCAUGCCGCAACCACGCAAACCUGCACACGGCAUGACCUACCGAGGACAAAUUUAAUGUGAAACUCUCCGCCACUGUACUAGCCAAUCAAAGCUGAGAAAGCCCUUAAGCGCGUAAGAUAUAACACUCUAUAACGUAUAUUCUCACUCGACUCCUAACCUGGUUCUUCACAGAAUCGAUUGACUAAUUAUCAGAUUCUCUUAGCAAAACAAAACCGAAAACAAUGUUGGAUCCAAAACGUACAAUAUUCUUUAUGUGUGAUGUACAAAAAAGUCUGUUAAAUGUUGUCUUGGACUCAGAAAAUGUUACUCGACGUAUCUCUAAUCUUUUGAGUUUAGGUAAAGCAAUUGGAAUCCCAUUGAUUGUGACAGAACAGUAUUCGAAAGGUCUUGGCAAUACAGUCAACAAUUUAGAUAUUUCACAUGCUCUAUGCGUGGUUGACAAGAAAACAUUCUCCAUGUGUCCUGGAUUAAUUGCUGAUAAAAUGAAAGAGUUUCGGGAUUAUGUUGUUGUUUUAUUUGGAUUAGAAACGCAUAUAUGUGUUCUUCAAACAGCUUUACAAUUAAUAGAAGAUAAAUACAAAGUUGUCAUUGUAGCUGAUGCCUGUAGUUCUCAAAGUGCUGUUGAUAUGCGGAUCGCUUUAAAGCGUUUAAGUUCAACUGGGGCGAUAAUCACAACAACAGAGUCAUUAUUAUUUGAAAUUAUAAAAACAAAAGAUUCGCCACAAUUUGAUUUAGUUAGAGAUAUGACCAAAAUACACUUACCAGAUCAUCCAGCUUUGGAUAAAUUUUAACAAAAACUUUUUCUUCCACCCUGUGUUUGAUAUUGCAUAACUUUAUUAUUUAUUACAAGAAAAUAUUUUUGCUGUGUGGUUUUUCUAUGAAAAGAUUAAUAUAUUUAUAUUCAUAUA